CCGUUGCCGCAGGGGAUGCGCGGGGCCCUGCGGCUGGUGCGGUUCCGGGGGGCCGCGGGCGGGGGGCCCCGGCUCGGGCUGGAGGAGGCGCCCGGGGGGGACCUGGUGGAUCUGAGCGCGGCCGAGCCGACGCUGCCGCAGUCCAUGCGGGAAUUCCUGGAGCUCGGCCCGCGGGGGCUGGAGCUCGCCCACAGGGCGCUGGAGUCAGGGCAGCACCGGGUGCCCCGUGGGGCCACGCGGCUGCUGGCGCCCGUGGGGGACCCCGAGAAGCUGAUCUGUGUGGGGCUCAACUACCGCGACCACUGCCAGGAGCAGGGCCUGAAGGUGCCCAAGGAGCCCAUCAUCUUCAGCAAGUUCCCCAGUGCCAUCGCCGGGCCCUUCGAUGACAUCGUGCACCCCCAGGACAGCACCGAGGUGGACUGGGAGGUGGAACUGGCCGCUGUCAUCGGGAAGAGGGGCCGGCACAUCGAGGAAUCGGCGGCCCUGGAGCACGUGGUGGGGUUCAUGGUGGCCAACGAUGUGAGCGCCCGGGACUGGCAGAUGCGCAACGGGCGGCAGUGGCUGCUGGGGAAAACCUUUGACACCUUCUGCCCCUUGGGGCCAGCCCUUGUCACCAGGGAGGCGGUGAAAG
Molecule: messenger RNA, 631 nt
Organism: Myiozetetes cayanensis
Lineage: Eukaryota; Metazoa; Chordata; Aves; Passeriformes; Tyrannidae
Product: fumarylacetoacetate hydrolase domain-containing protein 2-like
Exons: 4
Molecular function (GO): hydro-lyase activity
Source: RefSeq, a predicted model, not a curated record